Trichophyton rubrum CBS 118892 is the source of this 1062-nucleotide messenger RNA. RefSeq names its product 1,4-alpha-glucan-branching enzyme. NCBI's taxonomy places the organism in Eukaryota, Fungi, Ascomycota, Eurotiomycetes, Onygenales, Arthrodermataceae. Gene Ontology annotation, biological process: glycogen biosynthetic process. Bases 1 to 1062 code for a protein of 353 amino acids. The record is from RefSeq and is a predicted model, not a curated record. The transcript has 5 exons. Gene Ontology annotation, cellular component: cytoplasm. Gene Ontology annotation, molecular function: 1,4-alpha-glucan branching enzyme activity; hydrolase activity, hydrolyzing O-glycosyl compounds.
AUGGCAGCAAAAGUUCCAGAUGGCACAGGAGUCGUUGAUUUGGAUCCGUGGCUCGAGCCGUUCAAGGACGCUCUGAGAAGUAGAUACAAGCGGGCAACCGACUGGAUCCGGAAGAUUGAUGAGACAGAGGGCGGGCUGGACAAGUUCAGCAAGGGCUACGAGAAGUUUGGUUUCAAUGUUGCGAGUAACGGCGACAUCACCUACAGAGAGUGGGCUCCAAACGCGACCACGGCCCAUCUCAUUGGUGAUUUCAAUAGAUGGGAUCCAACUGCUACGCCAUUGAAGAAGAAUGACUUCGGAGUGUGGGAAGGCAUCCUCCCUGCAAAGAACGGAGAGCUUGCCAUACCGCACAACAGCAAGGUCAAAAUUACCAUGACCACACCAUCGGGGGAGCGAAUUGACAGGAUACCAGCUUGGACCAAAAGAGUAACUCAGGAUCUCAGUGUCUCUCCAGUAUAUGACAACGUAUUCUGGCAUCCACCCAAGGAGGAGCAGUACCAGUUCAAACACACGGCCCCACCAAAGCCAAGGUCACUUCGUAUCUACGAGGCACAUGUGGGAAUAUCAUCACCCAAGACAGAGGUUGCAACAUAUAAGAAUUUCACUAAGGUCAUGCUUCCUCGUAUCAAAUACCUAGGAUACAAUGCUAUCCAGCUUAUGGCGAUUAUGGAGCAUGCAUACUAUGCAAGCUUCGGGUACCAGGUCAACAACUUCUUUGCAGCGAGUAGUCGCUAUGGCAUUCCAGAAGACCUGAAGGAGUUGAUAGACACGGCUCACAGCAUGGGUAUCGUGGUUCUGCUUGACGUGGUGCACAGCCAUGCAUCCAAGAACGUGCUGGAUGGUCUUAACAUGUUUGAUGGAACGGACCAUCUCUAUUUCCAUUCGGGUGGGAAGGGUAACCAUGACCUAUGGGAUAGUCGUCUCUUCAACUAUGGAAACCAUGAGGUGCUCAGAUUCCUUCUCAGUAACCUGAGAUUCUGGAUGGAAGAAUAUCGUUUUGACGGCUUCCGUUUCGAUGGAGUCACAAGCAUGCUGUACAUUCAUCAUGGAAUCGGAACGUAA